Messenger RNA from Octopus sinensis (East Asian common octopus), 6718 nucleotides. Its product is annotated as roundabout homolog 1. NCBI's taxonomy places the organism in Eukaryota, Metazoa, Mollusca, Cephalopoda, Octopoda, Octopodidae. The record is from RefSeq and is a predicted model, not a curated record. Gene Ontology annotation, molecular function: cell-cell adhesion mediator activity. Gene Ontology annotation, biological process: axon guidance; homophilic cell-cell adhesion; dendrite self-avoidance. The transcript has 34 exons. Bases 552 to 5633 code for a protein of 1693 amino acids. Gene Ontology annotation, cellular component: plasma membrane; axon.
CCCUAUACUCAAGUAGCUAACUUUAAACAGGGGUGCCAGCGAGAGGAGAUGUGCUUGCUACGCUCGCUCCCAGCCUCGAGAGUCUGUUAUAAAGAAAGCACAUCUCUCUUUUUCUCUCUUUAUAAUAUAUAUCGUACGGAACUUGUUCGUUAAUUGUUUAUUUUAACGACAGAAAGUGCGAAGAGGAAAGAAUAUACAGAAAUAGAUAUAGAAAGAGAGAAGAAAAGUGGAGUAUGGAGUAUCAAUAACAUCCACUGACAAAAACCAAUUUUUUUUUCAUUUCAUAGGGAUUAACCAAAAUACCCAGUCUCCGAAAUACAAUGAAUGAAUGAAUGGAUAAAUAUACAUACAUAUGGAUAAAACAAGUUUAAUAUAUUCCCUUUUUGUGACGAACUGGAUUAAUAUUAUGGUUAUUGCUACUAUAAACAUAUUUUGAAUGCUUCAUGGAAUUUACAUUAUUGUUGUUAUUACCAUUAUUAUUAUUAAUAAGGUAUCAGUCAGAUUUUGAAGUAACUAUCCUGGAGACCCCCCCUUGCAACCAAUGAGGAAAAAUGCGUACCAGCACAUGGCUUUUAUGUGGGAGUAUUAUGAUUGGCUUAUUCGUCCAGAUUAGCUCAGGAAAAUUACCAAACCCUCGUAUCCUGGAACAUCCAAAGGAUAGCUACGCUGCCAGAAUGACACCAGUCAAAUUAAACUGUCGAGCUGAAGGCGAUCCAAAGCCAUUGAUUACCUGGUACCGGAAUGGUGCCAAGGUAAUCACAACAGAUGAUGACUCUGACUCUAACAAAAUGUUAGUUGAUGGCGGAGCAUUGUUCUUCUUGCAGGUCAUGCACUCUAAAUCUCACAAAACAGAUCUCGGAAUCUACUAUUGUAAUGCCACAAAUAUACAUGGAACAGCUCUUAGUCAAAAUGCUACAUUAACGUUAGCAAAUCUCCGAGAGGAUUUUAAAGUAGGUCCAGUUGAUACAAUGGUUGCCAUUGGAGAUACUGCAAUUUUGAAAUGUCGUCCACCUCGAGGUGAACCACCACCUCAUGUGAUUUGGCGGAAGGAUGCAAGUAGUCUUACAACAGAUAGCCGUAUAACGAUGGAGGACGAGGGUGAUUUAAUAUUGUCUUCUAUAGAAAAGUCUGAUGGAGGAGAUUAUACCUGUGUUGCUGUAAAUAAAGCCGGAGAGCGAGAAAGUAAAAUUGCAAAACUCACUGUAUAUGAAAAACCCCGCAUAACCAUCCAACCCCAAGACAAAAUUGUAGAAAAAGGUAAGAAUGUUGAAUUAGAAUGCCGGGCACGAGGAGACCCUAAACCAGUCAUUACAUGGCGGAGAGAAAAAGGGCAGCUUCCACCAGAUCGAUUUCAUCUACUGGAUAAUGGUAAUUUGCUGAUUGAAGAAGCAGAAGUUAGUGAUGAUGGCUUGUACAUAUGCCAGGUGGAAAAUUCAGUAGGUGUAUCAGAAGCUGUCGCAAAACUCACUGUGCAUGCUGUUCCAGAGUUUGUAAUUUCCCCAACGAGCAAAAUGAUUGGCCUUGGACGGACCCUGUCUCUGCAGUGUGGAGCCAAUGGCAGCCCUAUUCCUGCAAUUUACUGGCGGAAGGGUAUAGAACAGGAUCUUAUGUUUCCAAAUCGAGAUUUAGGCCGAUUUUCAGUGGAUGUAAAUGGAACAUUACACAUUCGACAAGUGCGUUUUGAAGACGCUGGCGAGUAUACAUGUCAUGCUUAUAAUGCAGCUGGCAGUAAAGAUAAGAAAGUUCACAUUACAGUUCGAGAACUUGAUCCUGAAAUCCCCGAUGAUGAUAUGCGUCCACCUCCUAUUAUUAACAUGGGCCCGCAAAAUCAGACAUUGCAGGCAAAGACGGAUGCUGUAUUGCCUUGUCAGGCACACGGCGAUCCGAUGCCUACAAUACAAUGGCUCCGAAAUGGUCGUCCUUUGCAGAUGAACAAUCCAAGACUCAUGUUACUUGGAACUGGAUCUCUAAAAAUAUCUGAUCUCCAUUUUUCUGACACUGCUACAUAUACUUGCCGUGCUGUUAGUGAAACUGGUGAAACUAUAUGGAGUGCAUCAUUAGUUGUACCAAGUCCUGAAGCAACUAAUGUGCAAUACCAUCGAGCACCGCAACAAAACCAGUUACCUGGAGCUCCAUCCCAACCUGAAAUCAGCAGUGUCACAGAUACAACUGUCCAUCUUUCUUGGCGUCCUAGUAUACAUAAAGGGGGUUCACCUCUAUAUGAAUUUAUUGUAGAAUAUUUCAGUCCGCAGAGUGGAAAUGGUUGGGUAACAGCAGCUGAUCACAUAUCACUAGAAAGUUACACAGUGCGGAAGCUGAAACCCAACAGAAAUUAUAUAUUCCUGGUGAGAGCUCGGAAUGCCCAUGGUAUUAGUCCUCCAAGUCCUUUAUCUAGAAUGGUUGAAACUCAAGGUCGCAGAGGUAGUGCAAUUUUCACACAGGAAGAAAUUGAGCAGCGUUUACGAGGAAUUGUUGUUAACCUUCUUCAAGGUGAAGCAUCUGGACCAUCUGCCAUCAAAGUCGAUUGGCAGGUUAUGAAAGGUCACAGUGCUAUAGAUGGUUUCAAAAUAAAGUACCGGCGCUCAGAGCACAAUAGCGAGAUCCGUACAAUUACAGUACAAGACCCAACAGCUACUUCGUAUCUUAUCGAAAACCUUUACAGUCAAACAUGGUAUGAGAUAUGCAUUCGUGCAUAUGGAGGCAAAGUAUUUUCUCAGUGCAGUAAUCCCAUUAAGGUUCACACCAACGAAGGAGCACCUGCUGCAGCUCCAGAAAAUAUUGUUAUUCAUUGGCUAUCAGACAGUAGCAUGUCAGUGCGAUGGUCACCGCCACCACGUCCUUACCGAUAUGGUGAUGUCAAUGGAUAUGUUAUCCGCUGCUAUGGAGAAGAUAGAAAAGAUAAUUGUAGUCUUGCCACAAACUCAUCCGUGCGCCGAGUUAUUAUUGAACGUUUAAAUCCCUCAACCACCUACAUGUUGCAGAUGGCAGCUGUAACAAACAAAGGCACAGGAACAUGGAGUCAAAAGUUCUACAUGGUUCCUGAAAAACCAUCAAUAAUGAGACAGCCUUGGUUUAUUGGCAUGUUAAUUGGGACAAUUGGUGGAACUGUGUGGAUUGCUUUGUGUAUUGUUAGCAUUUGGUUGUGUCGCAAGAAGCACACCCAGAAGAAAUUAAUGGAACAAAGUGGAAUGUAUAGCACGCCUCUUCAAAAACAGGAAGAACAAGCUCGAUAUGCUGUUGUACCUGCUGGCUAUAUGAAAUGGACUUAUCAAUACAGGAAUGCUAAUGUUCUAUCAGCAGAACUUUCACAAAAGGAACCUCAGAUGGUUGGCAACAUGGCUGAAUAUCAUGAAAAUACGUUAAGACUAUGUCAUGAUCCAAUAUACCAAAAGACUUUGGGUGGUGUUCAGCCUGACCUUACUAACAUCAUGGAUCAAAACGAAAUGAAAGAUCAAAAUCUGUAUAACAGAAUCAGUAUGAAUGUUCCUCAAAUGAAGACUUUCUACCAAAAACCAAACCCAGUAUCUGCUGUUGCACCCUACGCAACCACCACCUUGAUCAAUACUUCUAACCUUCUGGCUAAACCUCUGCAGGAUUCCGAUUUAAGUGAAGAUGAUAUACAUUACCAUCGAAUUGAUAAGGUAUCUUCAGACUGCAGUCAGUGUAUACAUUAUUGCCACAUGGAACCUCAGAUAUCUUCCACAGAAGUAACCUAUAAAGCUAUUGUUAAACCUGAGAGGAAGGGUUCCCAGAGUGCAUUUCGACCAAUCAAUCAAGGAUAUGGUCAUCAUGGUGGGAGUGGAUCAAGUGAUAGUUGCUUGAAACCAGACAUGGGAAGUAGUGACACUGAUAAUAGUAGACCAAAUACAGACAUCCUUAUGGAUCACGAGAUAGCCAGUCCUGGUAGUGACAGCGGAAGUUAUACAGCAGAUGAAACUGGUAUGCCAAUUAAAAGAGGUAGACGUCUAUAUAAAACUUGUGGUAAUAUUGGAAAACAGCCAUUAGUGAACUGGGCAGAAUUACUGCCACCUCCCCCUGAGCAUCCUCCUCCUUGUGAAAUGAUAUCGCCGGAUUCACCAAUGGGCACUCUCCAUCGUAACAUCCAGACUAUGAAUGGCGGGGGCCCUAUAUCACCCGUCUCCAAAAUCUCGGCAUGUUCGUGUCCCAUUCAGUACAGUCAAGGAGGUCUGUAUGGAAGAAACAAUCCUUAUUCAGAUUCCGAGCAAAAUAAAUACGCUAAAAUUCGUGAGAAUCAUCCAUGUUCUGCGAAAACACUUAACCAACUACGAACUCAGUCUCCCUGCGGUGACAUGAGAACAUACUCUCCUCGUACAGUCAAUUGUAUGCAGCACAAUUGCAUGGGUCAUGCCCCACGAUGCUGUCAUAGUGACUGUGAACAAAGCAUUUAUGGUCCGUCUCUCAAAGGUUAUCGCCUACCUUCAGAAGGCGAAGGAGAUUACCGUUAUAUUAGCAGUGAUCCCGAGCGUGGUCCUACACCUCCGAUCAGGAUGCACUCUUCAAAUAUGAUGGAUUUGGCUGAUGGACCCCACAUGGACAGAGCAUGCCAAUCUUCUUUACCAAGUUUGGCAAAUGAACGUAUGCAAUCACCUCUCUAUCCAGCAAGACUGGAGGUGACGGCUAGUGGUCCACAUCUGAAUAUUGACUUUGAAGGCUUUUCUCAGAAUCCAGACUCGCCGGUAUCUGAGAUCCCAGAUUAUGCCGGUGAGUCUGAUUUGGACGAUGUCCAUCUCGAUUUUGGAUCCCCCCUUACUGAUGGGGGAGAUAGCAGUACUGAGGUUCAAAAUGAUGGCUUUGGAAAUGUGACAGCUUCCAUGGUUGCUUCUUGGGCCAGUGUGACUGACAAUGGUAAUGCAAGCUGCAAUAGCAUUCGAUCAAGUGCAGCCAGUUCAAGUGAUGGCUCAUUCUUGACCGAAGCAGAUUAUGCUAGUGCUGUUGCUAAUGUUGCAGAACUUUCUGGACUCACCAUGUUUGGAACUACUGCCUUUGAUCCAAAGUCUGGCAAGAAGCACCAUCCACGUCGACAUCACCGAGCAGCUCGUCCCACAAGUCCCUAUAGCACUGAUAGUAAUUUUAGUGCUGUAGUUCAUAAACCUUACCCCAAGUCACAGCGCAAGAAGCAGCUCAUGGAGCAAGGUAAUAAGAAAUUGUCCUCUAACCGACACCACCACCAUCACCACCACCACCACCAUCAGACCGGACACCAACAGCCAAAUCCCGAGCAGGAACCCCUCUUAGCACAGGAAUUAUCAGCCCCACCACCUGGUGUAGAAACUGAUGUAUCUCGGUAUACCCCAACUCACAAUCCAUAUUCAACAGGUGUUGCAGACCUCCCCGCUUGUAACAAACCUACCUACCCCACUCCUUCCAAUCCAAACACCAACACCAGCCCCCACGGAAAAGGUCACUCUACAACUCCAUCGUCCAUCACUUCAGGGAAAGCUAAGACAACAGCUGCAACUGAAGCUGCAGAUGUUGAUGCUGCUGUAGUUGAUUGUAGCGUAUCAUCAAUGGGGUCAACCAUACCCAAUAUUCGAGGUGGCAAUGACAAUGAUGCUACUCAGACAUCAGAGAUAAACUGCUUCAAUUCAAAGCACACUGAACCAGAAGUAUAGUAAAUGACCAAAAUUAAAUUCUUCUACUCCAGACCCUGAAUAAUUUAUCAUAGAAUCAUCAUUUUUAGUGGCCAAUUAAGAAUUUCUAAACAUACAUACAUACAUACAUACACACAGACAAACAGAUAUAUACUCACACACACAUAUGUAUGUGAGUAAGCGUAUGUGUUUACAUGUGUGUACAUGCAAGUAUACUUGCAUAUGCCCAUACAUACACAUGUGCAUAAAUAAACAUACACAACAUAUAAAACAUACACAUACCUAUUUUUGGUGAUGAGCUUUAUAUUUUCUUUUGCUAAGGUGUAAAGACUGCAAUUCCAGCAAUUCUUACAAAUUUCAAAACCUUCCCCACUUCUCAAUGCUUUAAUUUGUAGAUUUAAACAUUUCUUUCCUCUUUUCUUUUCUUUUUUCAAGACCUUUGGGCUAAAUGUUUGGUGAGGUGAGGUGGGGUAGGACGUGUGGUUGUGGUGGGCUUGGGUUAAUUAAUUUCUGAAUGCUGUUACCAAAAAUGGUUUCUCUCAUAUGAAUAAUACAUUUUUUUCCAAAAAUUAUCCUUUCUAUUUCUUCUUGUUUUGUUUUUUUUAAUUUAAAUUUUUAAAAUUUUUUUACUGUGUUCUCUUUCUUUAAAUUAGGUAUUUCUCACACAUCCCCCUCUACAUCACUCCCUUGCCAACCCCUACUUCAUUAUUUUGUUUUCAUUUUCUUUUCAAUAUUCACUGCCUGCAUCUGAAUUUUGAAGAUUCGUCUUCGCUCUUGCCCCCUGUACCUGCCUAUAUACCCACCCCAUCCCUCACCCGGUCCCUAUUGUCAUAGAUACCAUAUUAUAUUGGUAUCAAAUGUGCAUGUGAAAAACAACAAACAAUCCUUUAGAUGUGCAUGUAUGUGUAUAAUGAGUGCAAGAUAAUGCUACAUAAAGACAAACUACUACUGCUGCUGCUGCUGCUAAGCAGAAAAGAAUCUCAAGAUGGAGUUGCUCCCAAAAGUUUUUUUUUUCUGGAACCCUUUCCUUAAAAUUCCUUCCAAGAAACAAUCUCUGAAUGACAACUUUAGAGUGUCAAAGCAGGCCAACAUUCAGUGUAACUUGA